AGCAUCAUCAACGCUCCUAUAUAAAGCGCAGCAUCCCGUUCACGCGCUGCCACUUGAUCAUCAUCCUCAUCAUCUUCGUCAUCCUCAUUAUCCGCAGGAUCUGAAACAUUCAAAUGCAGAGGGGCAUGAAGCAACCAUAACGGGACACUGAACACAACACGACACACAGGAUCAUGACGAAAUCUUGCACUGAAGAACCCUCAAUGAUCGAGUCUCCGGCCGGCAGCGCCAACUGGACUGACAAGAAGCAGAAGCCCGGGCACGAGGCCAUGCGCCAAGACCUGGAGAACGACGAAGAGGAAGCUGUGCACAUGCUCGAGGACGCGCACGAGCUGGAGGAUGAAGAAGAGGAGGAAGAGGAAGAUGAGGAGGAAGAGGAAGAGGGCGACGACGCGAGCAAGCCCAAACGGCGUGGCCCGAAAAAGAAGAAGAUGACGAAGGCGCGUAUGCAGAGGUUCAAGAUGAGGCGCAUGAAAGCGAAUGCGCGCGAGCGCAACCGCAUGCAUGGCCUGAACGACGCGCUGGAGAGUCUGCGCAAAGUGGUGCCGUGCUACUCCAAAACGCAGAAGCUGUCCAAGAUCGAGACGCUUCGUCUGGCCAAGAAUUAUAUCUGGGCGCUGUCUGAGAUCUUGCGAUCGGGUGAGAGUCCGGACCUGGUGUCGUUCGUGCAGGCUUUGUGCAAAGGUCUUUCGCAGCCCACGACUAAUCUAGUGGCAGGAUGCUUGCAGCUCAAUCCACGGACUUUCUUGCCCGAGCAGCAGACUCACGGGCACGGAGCGAGCGUCGCAUCAUACGCCAGCAUGCACCCGUACUGCUAUCAGAGCCCCGGUCUACCGAGCCCCCCAUACGGCGCAGCGGACGGCGCGCCGCACCACGGGUUUCACGCCAAGUCAGCGGCGCACGCGUACGGGAGCACGUUGCUCUUACCGCCACCACCGCCUCCGCCGCCACAACCCCCAAGCACGUUGCAGGCAGAACCAUUUUACGACUCCGCGCUGGCGGACUGCGCGCACAGCCCCGCCGCGUCCUUCGACGGGCCGCUCAGCCCGCCGCUGAGCGUCAACGGAAACUUUUCCUUCAAGCACGAGCCGCCGACGGAGUUCGAAAAGAACUAUCACGCAUUCGGUGGCGGCGUGCAGCCGUACCAUCACCACGCGCCGCCGCCGGGACACCACCAUCACCAUCACCCACAUCAUCAUCACCACGCCGCUCUUUACGAUUUACCACCCAUGGAGAACGUCGUGCCCUACGAGGGCCACUCUCAUCACGAACGAGUCGUGCACAUGAACGCGCAACUCAACGCCAUAUUUCACGACUCGUGAGCUCGAGAGGACUUUUUUCCAGAGACUGUUCGAUUCAUAUAGUUAUCAUGGUUAUCAUGAGUCAUAUAGUAUCAUCAUGGUUACCUGUCUAUGGCUUGUUGCAAAAAAAACAAAAAAAGAGGGAGAGCAGCAGAAAAAACGCCCCACAUUUGAAUUAACACACUUUUUUUUAUUCAAAAGAACAAAAUUUUUUUGCAAUGACACGGGGUUCGUGGGACCGCGCUAUGAUCUGUGUGGGAAAUGUUACUGCGCGAGCGAGGAGUAGUCUGUCUAUUGCUCAAUAAGUUAUGGUUCCUUCACGUGCUGGACUUAAAGACGGUGUUGAAAGGUUACCUCAAGUCGGGCAGGUGAACGAACCAGAGACUUGACAAAAUGCACACACACACACACACACACACACACACACACACACACACACACACACACACACACACACACACACACACACACACACACACCCACCUUAUUCAGAGAAACACAUCUGUGUUGGUCCAUUGAGCUUCCACAGGCUUUAGUUAGCCUACAUUAUUGUGAUGUUUAAAAAAAAAAAACAUCACUGCUUAUAAAGGGUAUAGUAGUAUAUGUAUAAAAAGAAAGUAAAUUCUUCAAAUGUGGUCUGAAUGAUCGCAUGCUAAUUGGUUAAUAGCCCUCACUAACUAGUCUUCUCUGUGUGUAGACUUUACCCAAAAAGUCACAAAAAAAUCUAAGCAGUAUGUUUGAAAUAAAUUUUUUCCCCUGUUUUUGAAAACACAUCAGUUUUACACCUGUAUUAGAUAGCUGAUGGCCAACAUGGUGAUGACAAAGUCCACACGCAUCGUGUUGUGUUGCAUUUGUAAAAUAUGUUAAUUAUUAUAUAUUUUUAACUGUUACACACAUGAAAACUUGGUGCUGGUUAAUACACCAAUAGUGUUCUAGAAUGUAACAGCUAGUAAAUCAGGGCACAAAACAAAAUUUCUAUAUAGACGUAUAAAUGCUAUAUCAUUUGAAAUUGUAGACUUGCUAGUAUUAGAUGUAAGAAGAGCAAGAAAAAUAAUGAAUCGAGUUGGUUCAGGUUUAGGUAGGCUUUGUUUUUAGCUUAAUAGAACAGUUAGCUAUACACUUUCAACAUGAUGUAGAUUAUUUGGUCAAACAAACAAUAUCAUUCCAGACAGUAUGUAAAAAAACAACAAUGUGUUUAUUGCUCAAAGAUACUCCGAUACCAUUGAAUAUGCUAGCUAGCAUGAUGAUAGAAACAGUAAUGAAGGCUUCCAGGCCUUCUGGCCCGGCUAUUUCAGUGUUUUAUUUGUUUUUACACUCGUUUAAUCACUGUGUAUGUUAAUUCAAUAUUGCAGGGCUUUUUUUCUGCUGUUCACACACACACACACACACACACACACACACACACACACACACACACACACACACACACACACACACACACACACACACACACACACACACACACACA
Molecule: messenger RNA, 2769 nt
Organism: Tachysurus fulvidraco (yellow catfish)
Lineage: Eukaryota; Metazoa; Chordata; Actinopteri; Siluriformes; Bagridae
Gene: neurod1
Product: neuronal differentiation 1
Exons: 2
Coding region: 174-1322 (382 amino acids)
Biological process (GO): regulation of DNA-templated transcription; nervous system development
Molecular function (GO): protein dimerization activity
Source: RefSeq, a predicted model, not a curated record